Aspergillus heteromorphus CBS 117.55 is the source of this 1049-nucleotide messenger RNA. RefSeq names its product orotidine-5'-phosphate decarboxylase pyrG (gene pyrG). Gene Ontology annotation, cellular component: cytosol. The record is from RefSeq and is a predicted model, not a curated record. Gene Ontology annotation, molecular function: orotidine-5'-phosphate decarboxylase activity. Bases 189 to 1022 code for a protein of 277 amino acids. Gene Ontology annotation, biological process: 'de novo' pyrimidine nucleobase biosynthetic process; 'de novo' UMP biosynthetic process. Lineage: Eukaryota; Fungi; Ascomycota; Eurotiomycetes; Eurotiales; Aspergillaceae. The transcript is spliced from 2 exons.
CUCGCAGUCGUCGGAAUAAUCAAUUGCUUCUGUCCCACCCGGUGUCCCUCCCCUGCUGCCUCGGAUCCCUCUCGCCAAGUACGCAAGUCUACCGAGACAAGCCUCCAGCACGCACGCCACACCAGCCUCCCUGAUACCCACCAACCCGCCCCGCAUUCAGCCCCUCCAUCGCGACAGACACCAUACCAAUGUCUUCCAAAUCGCAAUUGACCUACGGCGCCCGUGCCAGCAAGCACCCCAAUGUCCUGGCCAAGCGGCUGUUCGAGAUUGCCGAGGCCAAGAAGACCAACGUGACGGUCUCGGCCGACGUGACCACCACCAAGGAGCUUCUCGAUCUCGCUGACCGCCUCGGUCCCUACAUCGCGGUGAUCAAAACGCACAUCGACAUCCUGUCGGACUUCAGCGACGAGACGAUCUCGGGCCUCAAGGCGCUGGCGGAGAAGCACAACUUCCUCAUCUUCGAGGACCGCAAGUUCGUCGACAUCGGCAACACCGUCCAGAAGCAGUACCACACGGGCACGCUGCGGAUCUCGGAGUGGGCGCACAUCAUCAACUGCAGCAUCCUGCCGGGCGAGGGCAUCGUCGAGGCGCUGGCCCAGACCGCCGCGGCCCCGGACUUCCCCUACGGCGCCGAACGCGGCCUCCUGAUCCUGGCCGAGAUGACCUCCAAGGGCUCCUUGGCCACGGGCCAGUACACGACCUCGUCGGUGGACUACGCGCGGAAAUACAAGAACUUCGUGAUGGGAUUCGUGUCGACGCGGGCGCUGGGCGAGGUGCAGUCCGAGGUGAGCUCGGCGUCGGACGAGGAGGAUUUCGUCGUCUUCACCACUGGCGUCAACAUCUCGUCCAAGGGCGAUAAGCUGGGCCAGCAGUACCAGACCCCCGCGUCAGCGAUUGGCCGCGGGGCCGAUUUCAUCAUCGCCGGCCGCGGUAUCUAUGCCGCGGCGGACCCGGUGCAGGCCGCCCAACAGUACCAGAAGGAGGGAUGGGAGGCGUACCAGGCCCGUAUUGGAGCGAACUAGAAACCAAUACGAUUCAAUCCAGAACAG